Messenger RNA from Cottoperca gobio, 7399 nucleotides. It is a transcript of the gene shc3, whose product is annotated as SHC (Src homology 2 domain containing) transforming protein 3. NCBI's taxonomy places the organism in Eukaryota, Metazoa, Chordata, Actinopteri, Perciformes, Bovichtidae. Gene Ontology annotation, biological process: cell surface receptor protein tyrosine kinase signaling pathway; intracellular signal transduction. Bases 5079 to 7094 code for a protein of 671 amino acids. The transcript is spliced from 14 exons. The record is from RefSeq and is a predicted model, not a curated record. Gene Ontology annotation, molecular function: receptor tyrosine kinase binding. Gene Ontology annotation, cellular component: plasma membrane.
UGUGAAGACGUCACGAGCUUCACUUGUGUUGGCUGAAUCUGAUUGUGAACAUGGUCCUCAGCCCAGGUGGACCACACCUUUUGACACUGAAACUAUCAUAAACCGAUGGAAUACAAUGUCCCGGUGUCACGUCUUACGUAGGAGUUUGAAGGAGUAUACAGCAAAGAAUUCACAACACCUGCGUUCUGCAGGGGGCUCAGCUGGCUGUGAUGAUGAUGGUGUUGGGACAUCUUCCAAAACUGACAAGGGGAUGAAGGUCAUCAGGUCUGAGGACGUGUGGGCUGCCUUUCUUCCAAAUAUGCAUUUAUUUCUAUUUUUACUGAUGAAAAUGAACAUCCUGAAAGCAGUGCUUGUAUGGAACAAUAAAGCUGAUGGUAUAUGAGGCGCACUGAUCUGUUUUUGUAAGUGAUGCAGCAUCUGUUUAUUGUUUGGUCAUUUUACAAACGGAUGUUUGCACCUUCACCGCCUUCCAGAGCCUCAGUACGGACCUUUCAAGCUACCUUGCAGUCUGACAUUUUCACUUGAUAUUAUACCGUGUCUUUAAUAUUUAUUGGGCUUUUUGUUUUUUUCUCCCAGAGUCAAAGCCCGAGCUUAUUCACAGGGUUUAGAUUAUAGUAAUGGAGUAGGUUACUAUGGAAGUAGGGUUCUUUACAUCCACAGUAUACCUCUGAUGUUUGACAUUAAGCAUGAUUAUAUCACCAGAAGUGACAUUCAGAUUGAAGCCCAACAACCAAUAUGCCAUCGUUGGCAUAGGUGGAAUUGUUAGUCUGUAUCUUGCUGCGUUUUGUCUCCAGUUAGUUUUUCUUCACAUUAAAACUGUGACUAUCUAUUUGCCUUUGAAGCAGAAAUAAUGGAGUUUGUUUGAUCUGUUGCUUACGUUGGCUUGAACAUCAAUGCAUCACAUUUAUGGCAUGUUUGAAUGAAGCAUUCUUAUCACUUUUUGUAUAAGAUGAUAGAUUAAAUAUUCACGGACCUGAUUCACCCAUUUCUAAACAGGUUAUUACUCCCGCAGGACCAAAACUAGAGUGGCAUGCUGACACGUCAGCCUUUUCCACAGGAACACUUUGUACAAGCUGAAUUAUUAACCGACCUCCACCGUGCAUUUCUCCUUGAAAGCCAGUUAUAAUUUCAGAAAAUCCUUGACUGACUACAGAUGUAAGUUGUAAAUCUUAUCUGAGACACUUAUGCCUCACGAAUUUAAAGAAAAAUGGGUAUUUAAUAUAACAAAAAAUGUGGUCUUUAAAUAGUUAUUUUCAGUAUAAGAUAUUUAAGUUUACAGGCCAAGUUUCUGCAGUUCAGCAUGGCACUGUAAUGCUUUUAUAUUUUUCAUGGCGUCAUUUACCACAACUGGAACCACAGCGCCCUCAUGUGACCCAGUGAAGGAGUACAAGCAAACAUAAACAUAAAGCUCGUUCUUUGUUUAUGAAACUGGUCAUGACUCACCGCAGCAAAGUCAUCUCAACAUUGUGAUGUAGAUUAAUCCUCUUUUUUUCAUCAGUAGUUACUGUCUGAUACUGGUUUACCUGCUUUAUCUGUGCCACACAAUAACAAUAACACAAGCCGUGUAGAUUUUCAGUUAUCACAACAACAAAAAGCAGAAAUACUGUUUAAAGUAGUUGCAUCAUCCACACAUUCAGCCUAACGUGUUGAUUUUGGCACAUUUAACCAUUUCCCAUGGUAGACCAACGACAUGUUUGUAAAUUAAAACAAAAGGGAUGACUUGAUUCAUUAAAACAGCCCUAACGAAAGUGAUAACUGGAUAUAAAUACAUACAUGAAAAUAUAAUGGUAUUAAUUCCAUUCUUUGAAGAAAGCUAAGCAAAAAGGAUUAGAAAAUCAUGACUGAUGUGUGUUCUGUACAUUUCUCAUUUUCUCUAUUCAUAGAGUUGCCAAUUUAGUAAGUGUAUUUGGUGCAGCUGUGCAGGGCAGGCUACAUCAUUACAUUAAAAAUAAUGGCUGCAAUAAAUCCUAUCUUUGUGAAGCCUAUCAUGUUCCUGUUUGAUUGACACUGUCAGAAAGCUACAUUUUACAGGUUGUAGUUAACCUAAGAGUGGUGUUGUAUUGGACUGCAUUAUAUAUUCUUAGAAGGGAUUUCUAAUGUUAGAGUAGGGACUGUCAUCCGUUUCGUGGCAAACAGUCCUAAAUUGUUCCAUAGGGAAACUGUUGUGCGCUGCUAUUUAACGGAGGCGGGGUGGUUAACCGGAAGUACAUUUUCCAAACCAACCAAAUGAUGUUCAUCCCUGAAGUCUUGUCUCUUGUAAAAACUGAAAUUUGCCAUUUGAAAAUACGUUUUACAAUGCAUAAAUCUAACUUUUAUGUCGCUUGUCACAAGGAAGAUCGCUACUGUGAUAUCUUCUUCUACUCACUGUGCUGUGCUGCUAAGCUCAUUACUGCCCCCUGAGGGCGGAGGAGGGGCAACAACACCCCACACUCCAAAACAGACUUCGACAAGCGACACCAAAGUGAGAUUUAUGCUUUAUCAGAAGCUUUUCUUUUUUUAAAGCUCAGUUUUUUUUAAACAAAAUAAAAAGGCUUACAUUAUGAAGACUAACUGCUUGUUUGGCAAAUAUACGUCUGGUUAGCGAAACAAUGAAAUAGGCGGAGAGUCAGCUGGCUUACAGUGAUACAUGUUGCUCACCUGUUGGCUACUCACAGUAGUCGUCAUUAUAACUGUCGGAAUAUUAUAUUUGGUUGUGAGACAUAUUUUCAGAUAAAAAAAGUGACAGCAUCUCACGUUUAGCUUAUUACUUUAAAUUGCACAAAACCUCUAAUUGGAUGAUUAAGGUCAUGUGACCCAAAUCUGUCAUAAAGUGGGUCCUCUCACUGCUGGACCCCAUCAUACACAACAAGGAGCUCCUCGCUGUGGCCUCCUCCACAGGAAACGCCCUCAGUGACCGGUGGGUGGGCUUUCAGUACGUCAGGAUCUCUGGACACCUGCUUACAGAGCACUGCAAUGUUCAUGAAAAAAACCAAAAUGUACACCUGCGUCUGGAAUGGUCUGUUCCACUAUUCUGCAAGCCUCCCCUGAAUGAGUCAUCCAGCCGGCUGCUCAUUGGAUAAGACCAUGCCAUCCCAAGGGAUUGCCUUGCAGAGGCAGAAAGGCCUUGCUUCCAUUCACAGAAACAUUGGUAUGCCGGCCUGCUAUUUCAUUCACAUAAAAGACUAAAUAUUGCAUGCCUUUUGUCCUCUGCUCUUGUUCUCCUUUUGUCUUUUUCCCUCCUCUUUUGAUUUGCGGCGGCCUGCCUUUUCUUCCCUGCUUUUGUGUUUGCCUUUUUUUCUGAGGAGAGAAGGCAGACGUGCUGUCUUUUUUUUUUCUUUUUUUUUUUUAUAUUUGCCAGGCAGGAAAGAGAGAUGUUGGGAGGGACUGCAGUGCGAAAUCUGCAGCAGAGUGAGAGCGGAAGCUGCUUAUGAAUGAGUGUCAGUCUUUCGGCUUUGCUAGAUGCUCCUGAGGACAUUUUACAUGAAUGGUGUCUGGCUGUGUGCUUUCCGCUACCGGGGAGACAAAGAUGCUUCAUUGCUGCUGGUCUUAAGGAGACUCAUGGGCUUUUUCUGUUAUCCUUUCGGUUGUUUCAUUGAGUCAUCUGCCUGAGAAACAUGUCGUUCAUUCUGUUUUUUUUUUGUUAGUUGUGUCAUUCAUGUAAUUCAACCUGGACCAAUUGCUGGGUAUUUUAGACAAGCUGUGAGAUUGUUACUGCUUCCUUGUUAUGAACUGAUUUUUUUAUGCCUUUUGUUACAGAAUACAGAUAGAGCAUCAGACAAAUGGUCUCAAAACAGUUUAAUGGAAAAAAAUUGCUGUAUUAAUUUUUGCAUUAAUGCCUGAUUAUUAAUAUAUUGUGCGGAAACAACAAGUGUAUUAAGUAGUUAUAGGUUUUUUCAAAGGACAUAACCGAGAACCAGGAGGGAUGUUUGCCCAUAUUCUGCAGCUAUUAUAAAUUAACAUGGACAAUAUAUUAAUGAUGUUGCGUAUUUCCGGUCAUGCUAAAAUUUGACUGUAUUGUUGCUUUCAGUGAUUCACUGUGUAGACGUUUCCUUAACAUCCUUUUAGGAAAAUUACAUCUUUAUGUAACAUUUAAAUAGAGAUUUAAUUCUUGAAUCAAAGACGUCUGUUUUGUUCUGUUAGAGAAGAUUUUUUCAGGAUUGUAGCUGUCAAUUAAAUAGAUAUUACUUUUCAUUACUUUUUUAUUAUAACUCUGAUUUAGUUUAUUGUUUGUAUCAUCCUUUUACCUCAACUUUUGAACAGUUCAUCCAUUUCAUAAGAGAUUAAUUGUGUAUAACAUGAUUUCAAGCAAAUUAUUCUCAAUAAUUAUGUUACUAAGUUAAUUAAUCAAACCACCUCUCAUUCCUCAUUUCCUUUUUUCUCAGAAAAACAAAUAAGAAGGAAAGAAUUACAGAGAAUAAACAUCAGACUGGGGAAUUUAAAAAUUGAUUGGUUCUAGUGUGCUGUAAGUGGGAGGUUUUUUUCUUCUCACUCCGACAGGAAGUGAUUUGCAGUGUUCAGCAAGCCUUUUGUUGAGAAGGUUUUCUCAGAUCAGUGAGUCAUGCUUUAGCUCUGAGCCGGCAGGCAGGCAGCAGUCAGUAGAGAGUAUUUGCUCUUCCCUCGCAGUAUCCGUGAUCAUCGACAACAUAGACCUUUCUCUGUUCUCUUACUUUUUGGAUUUUUGAGGCUAGAAAUCAGCAGCAGCAUCACCGCUGGAAACCAAACAAGCUGCACCACAACACUGACAGCCUUUUAGAGACCUUUUUCCUCUCCAUCCUCUUCUUCCUCUGCCUCAAUGCUGCGUUUCCAUGGAUUGUGUCUGUAUAUUGCUCUCUGACGGAUUGGAUUGCAGCUCUGGAUUUUACUGAGAGCAGAUUGGACUUUGGUGACAGCAGCAGCUCAACAGAACCACCACUGUAACCUCAAUAGAGAAAAUUACAGUCAGGUGGCCUGUGAUUGCUAAAAGGCGUUUGCUGCCUGUACCGCUGCUGCUAUGUUACAGGAGAGGGUAAUCAGCACGGCUCAGCCACGUCUGCCAGCACACUUGUGAAAGAGGCAGGCUGUGCGUGUCGGUUGGUGGAGAGAGCAAGAGAGAGAAGGGUAUGCUUCACCGUACCAAAUACAACCGCUUCAGGAAUGAGUCAGUAACAUCCGUCGAUGAUCUUCUCCACGGCCUGUCCAUGAACCCCAAGGUCUCGGCCACCCCCCAGUCUGCAGCCGAGACAUCUUACACACCCCCGACUGAGGUCCAGUCCUCCUCCACCACCACUGCUUCCAGCACCCCCACCAGCCACGGCUCUGACCACCUGGAAGAUGGAGGCACCACCCUCUGUACCCUCAUCAACAAGGUGUCCAGCCUGAAAUUCAGCAACUCAGGCAGCUUGCUGGGCAUCAAGGGUCUGCCCUCGGCUGUCAAGGACCUGGCUGUGUCUAAGCUGCAGGGGGGUGGGGGAUCGGGCUCAGGCAGCUCCAGUGGCUCGAGCCCCAGCGCGGCAACAGCAGCAGCCUCUGGUGUGGGCGGCUCUCUGUGCAGCUCGGCCUCCCAUUCAACCCCCUGCUCGCAACUGGAGCCGGCCGUCAACAUGAGCAAGAAGAGCAGGCUGGACGAGCUCCAGCCCGGCGGAGAGGACUGGAAUCCAGGUGGAGGCGGUGGACUGGUGAGCAAACCCCCAAGAGGAUGGCUACACUCGAGCGAGAAGAUCUCUGGUCCAGGAGUGACAUACAUUGUGAAGUAUCUGGGCUGUAUAGAAGUCCUUCGGUCAAUGAGAUCCCUGGAUUUCACCACAAGAUCACAAAUUACCAGGGAAGCCAUCAGCCUGGUGUGUGAGGCUGUUCCAGGGACCAAAGGAGCUCUGCGGAAGAGAAAGCCACCGUCCAAAGCUCUGUCCAGUAUCCUGGGGAAGAGCAACCUGCAGUUUGCUGGCAUGUCCAUCAACCUAAAUAUCUCCACCAGUAGCCUCAACCUGAUGACCCCCGACUGCAAACAGAUCAUAGCCAACCAUCACAUGCAGUCCAUCUCCUUUGCAUCAGGUGGAGACCCCGACACAACAGAUUUUGUUGCCUAUGUAGCAAAGGACCCUGUUAACAGAAGAGCAUGUCACAUCCUGGAGUGCUCUGAUGGGCUGGCCCAGGACGUCAUCAGCACCAUCGGCCAGGCCUUUGACCUCCGCUUCCAGCAGUACCUGCAGUGUCCCUCGGGCAAACUGUCCUCCACACAUGACAGGGUGUUAAACAUGGAGGAGUUACCAUGGACAGAGGAAGAGGAGGAGUCAUCAGAGCAUCCUUACUAUAACAACAUCCCUGGCAAGAUGCCGCCGCCGGGAGGCUUCAUCGACACCCGGCUGACCAAUCAGAAUGCAGCGCCAGAUGGAUGCCAGAUGGGUCCAGGUUCAGUGGAUCAGACAUAUUACCAAGGGCGACACUGCGGAGAAAACUGGGGAGAUGGAAGGAAGCCCAUUAUCAUACAACAGGGAUCAUUUGAUAUAAACAGUCUGCCGGAGAGUAAAGGGCAGGGGCCAAAAACGGGAGAGAUGCCCGCGUAUGUGAACACUCAACAGAUUGACGCCCAGGUGCUCGCAGCACUCCAGGCAGAGGCGGAAAAUGUGACAAAGGGCAUGGCAGCUGCAGCCAAAGAGAGCCCACAGAAGGACCUGUUUGACAUGAAGCCCUUUGGGGACGCCAUUCAGUCGCAGUCCCAUCCGCCAUCCCAGGGGCAAGCCAAGUCCCAGGCCUCCAAUCUUCACAAGGCAGCAUCCGUGGACAACUUGAGCCCUCUUCUUGUGCGCUCCGUGGCCUUCCGGGCGCAGGAGGAGCUGGAGGGCCAGACGUGGUACCAUGGCAAGAUGAGCCGCCGUGACGCUGAAAAACUGCUGAAAGAAGACGGGGACUUCCUGGUUCGUAAGAGCACCACCAACCCAGGGUCCUACGUACUGACGGGAAUGCACAAUGGACUUGCCAAACACCUACUACUGGUGGAUCCUGAGGGCACGGUACGGACAAAAGAUCAUAUAUUUGACAGCAUUAGCCAUCUUAUUGGCCAUCACCGUGACAACAAUCUUCCGAUUGUGUCAGCUGGGAGUGAACUGUCUCUCCUACAACCCGUUGGAAGGAAACAGUGAUGUUUGCAAUGCCUGGUGGGAAAUAGGAAGCUCUGAACAGUCUCUCCUACCAUCCUGAAACUUGAAGAUGAAACAUGAGAAGAUGCGCUGACAGUGUUUUGGGGAAAUUGGCCAGCAGUUACUUUACUGGAGGCUCUGGAAGACGCAAGAUUUGUUAAGAUAAAAAAACAAUUAUUUAUAGAACUGUUAUUAUUUUAUUGUGGGGACUGAAAUGCUAUAUUUUUGAGAAGACAUAGGUGCAUUUGGACAUAAUAUCUUGAUUUGGUGUUUUAAAAGACAAAAAAAAAAGAAGACAAUUGUUCUUG